AAAAUUUGUCCAUUCUCCAAGCAUCGCCGCUCUCCUCUCUCUCCGUUGGAGCUCGAGCUCCACAAUAACGGCAAGAGGAGAGCCAAGAUUUGUGACGCCCUAGCUCUCUCGAGAAUAGGAUACCUCCAUCUUGGUUCUAGGAACUGAGAUCGAUUCUUAGCUUAGGUCAAUGGCGGGGGCAAUUCACCUUGGGUUCAGAGCUCAUUGCGCUGGAUUGACAUCAGACUCGCCGAACUCUCUUUCCUUUUUAGGGAAUUCAUGGAAUCGAACCGAUUUCGAGCGAUGUUUGAGGUUUACUUGUAGGAGAAGGGAGGGUUACAGAGGGGGGCGAGCUUUGAAGGUUUCUUGUGAGAGAGGGCCAGCUACUGUGGGGAAGAAUGAGAUGUCAAGGGAUAUUUCUGAAGGAAAUGAGGAGCAGCUCAGUAUCGUUAUGAAGUUCGGCGGGUCGUCGGUGGCUUCAGCUGAGAGGAUGAGAGAGGUUGCAGAGCUGAUUCUUAGCUUUCCUGAAGAAAGACCUGUUGUUGUUCUCUCGGCUAUGGGAAAAACUACAAACAAGCUUCUUCUGGCCGGGGAGAAAGCUGUGUGUUGUGGUGUAUCGAAGGCAUCGGAUAUUGAUGAAUUCGGCCUUAUAAAAGAGUUGCAUCUCAGGACACUUCGUGAACUUGGACUUGAUAUAUCUAUCAUUGAUGGUCUGCUGGACGAUCUCGAGCAGCUUUUAAAAGAAAUUGCCAUGAUGAAAGAGCUGACACUUCGUACAAGAGACCAUCUGGUUUCAUUUGGGGAACGCAUGUCUACUAGAAUUUUUGCAGCAUAUUUAAACAAAAUUGGUGCUAAAGCACGACAGUAUGAUGCAUUUGAUAUUGGCUUUAUAACCACAGACGACUUUACAAAUGCGGAGAUCCUUGAAGCAACUUAUCCUGCUGUAGCCAAGAGAUUGCAUGGAGAUUGGAUUGAUGAUCCAGCAAUUCCAAUUGUGACUGGUUUUCUGGGAAAAGGUUGGAAAUCCUCUUCUGUGACCACCUUAGGAAGGGGUGGUAGUGACUUAACAGCAACUACAAUUGGUAAAGCCUUGGGGUUACGAGAGAUACAGGUGUGGAAGGAUGUUGAUGGUGUUUUGACAUGUGAUCCUAAUAUUUGUCCGAAUGCAACUCCUGUACCAUACCUGACAUUCGAUGAGGCAGCUGAACUUGCCUACUUUGGUGCACAGGUUUUGCAUCCCCAGUCAAUGCGGCCUGCUAGGGAAACUGAUAUUCCGGUUAGGGUCAAGAAUUCGUACAAUCCCUCAGCUCCUGGUACUCUCAUCACUAAAGCAAGAGAUAUGACUGGGGCUAUAUUGACCAGUAUAGUCUUGAAAUCAAAUAUCACCAUGUUGGAUAUAGUGAGCACUCGGAUGCUUGGCCAGUAUGGUUUCCUAGCAAAGGUUUUUUCUAUAUUUGAUGAGUUGGAUAUCUCUGUGGACUGUGUGGCCACCAGUGAAGUCAGUAUUUCUUUGACUUUAGACCCAUCUAAACUAUGGAGCAGAGAACUAAUUCAACAGGAAUUAGACCAUGUUAUGGAAGAGCUAGAGAAAAUUGCAGUGGUUAAUCUUCUUCAACACAGAUCAAUAAUAUCUCUCAUAGGAAAUGUGCAACAUUCUUCUUUGAUACUAGAGAAGGCAUUCAGUGUGUUCCGGAAGAACAACAUCAAUGUACAAAUGAUAUCUCAAGGAGCAUCCAAGGUCAACAUUUCAUUAGUGGUUCACGAUAGCGAAGCAAGGAAAUGCGUCCGAGCUCUCCAUUCAGCAUUCUUUGAAAACGGCUUCCUCUCUGAAGUAGAGGCUGAUCUCUUAGUAAAUGGCUCUGCCAUGCAUACAUAAUUGUCGAAUCUUUUCA
Asparagus officinalis (garden asparagus) is the source of this 1871-nucleotide messenger RNA. RefSeq names its product aspartokinase 1, chloroplastic-like. Gene Ontology annotation, cellular component: chloroplast stroma. The record is from RefSeq and is a predicted model, not a curated record. NCBI's taxonomy places the organism in Eukaryota, Viridiplantae, Streptophyta, Magnoliopsida, Asparagales, Asparagaceae. Gene Ontology annotation, biological process: amino acid biosynthetic process. Gene Ontology annotation, molecular function: aspartate kinase activity. The transcript is spliced from 14 exons. Bases 170 to 1855 code for a protein of 561 amino acids.